Messenger RNA from Apodemus sylvaticus (European woodmouse), 1535 nucleotides. It is a transcript of the gene S100b, whose product is annotated as S100 calcium binding protein B. The coding region runs from base 238 to 516 and encodes 92 amino acids. The transcript is spliced from 3 exons. Gene Ontology annotation, biological process: positive regulation of canonical NF-kappaB signal transduction; positive regulation of cell population proliferation. Gene Ontology annotation, cellular component: cytoplasm; nucleus. Lineage: Eukaryota; Metazoa; Chordata; Mammalia; Rodentia; Muridae. The record is from RefSeq and is a predicted model, not a curated record. Gene Ontology annotation, molecular function: calcium ion binding; RAGE receptor binding; S100 protein binding.
GCUCCCCAGGGUACCACUCAAUGGGGCCCUGUAUGCAGGCCUGGUUGCCCGGCUCCUCCCUACCCUUGGCCCCCAUUGGCAGCCUCUGCCUGCCGCGGACUGCGCCAAGCCCACACCCAGUUCUCUCCGGAGGAAGAAUAAGAAACUGCUCUGUCUACACUCGGACACUCUGUCAGUCACUCGGACACUGAAGCCAGAGAGGACCCCAGCAGCAAAAGGUGACCAGGAGCCUCCGGGAUGUCUGAGCUGGAGAAGGCCUUGGUUGCCCUCAUCGAUAUCUUCCAUCAGUAUUCAGGAAGAGAGGGCGACAAACACAAGCUGAAGAAAUCAGAGCUGAAGGAACUCAUCAACAAUGAGCUCUCUCACUUCCUGGAGGAAAUCAAGGAGCAGGAAGUGGUAGACAAAGUGAUGGAGACGCUGGAUGAGGACGGGGAUGGGGAGUGUGACUUCCAGGAGUUCAUGGCCUUCGUCGCCAUGGUGACCACAGCCUGCCAUGAGUUCUUUGAACACGAGUGAGACCAAGAAAACAAAAAAAGUAGCUGAGCUGCGGCAGCAGACAUGAGGGUCACAAGAAGAGGCACAGCAAAGGCUUUGGGCUCCAAGGAGCUGGGCUCUCUAGACACCCGUAACUAAUUAGGAAGCUUGAUUUGCAUUGGGAAUGAAACCCCUCGACCCCCUUCCCAAGGGCUGCUUCAGGUUAGCACAUCAUGAUUUCUGCUACACUAGGCAUUCCCGUGAGCUGACAGGUCCCGGGAACUGUCGGUAAGGGUCUCUUAGGAGACGAAAUCAAUGCCCUGCGGGUACAGCACGCCUUGCUGACCACCAUGCCCCUGCAGAAGGGUCACCCGUAAGAAUGGAGGCAGACUACUAACCGUAGUUCCGGCGGACAGCUUUCUUAGGUAUAUGCUUCCCAUACUUCUAUGGACCCACAGCUGGUGCCUUGCAAAGAGGUUGCCCACCCUUACAUGUGCUUGCCUGGGCAAAUGGCGCCCACCCCAGAAAGUAGACAGACUGAUCACCUACACCCUCCCUCAGCCCAAAGGAGCACAGCCGCACUUACGUCUCUUCCUCCACAGUGUGCAGUGAUUCAUUACUAAGUAAAUAUUUAAUGCUAACGGUUCUAACUGGGAAAACAAUUAGAUCUCACUAAGUAUGAACAUUCUAAGGAACAAGAUUCAAAAUUCUGCUCAGGAGACUUCUUUUAGGAUGACACCAUUGUUCCCGUAGGACACGGAAAGAUGGAGGAGGGAAAUGGCCAGAGUCUUUUUCUAUACCUUCCCCACUCCCUCUGCUGUCCGCAGAGAGAGUGACCAUGAGGUUGAGAUUCGCAGGAUGAGCUGCUGGCGAAUGAAGGGCCUCUGAGCUGUGCCCUUUAGCAGCUGGUAGGCAUGUCUGACCUGCUGGUGCCUGGGGCCUGCUUGACAUUUGGUGAGGCCGCACGUUGAGGAUUGUGGGAAGCUGAGCUGGAUGCUUUCUAACCUGUCUAUUCAAACCGCAAAGGUUCAAAUAAUCCAAGCUACAGAUAAAUAAAAAUA